AUGGUUAAUAACAAACAAUUGACAAUCAGGUUCCAUGUUGAUGACGUUUUGGCAAGUCACAUGGAACAACAAGUACUUGAAGAUUUUUUCACAUGGGUGAAUGAUAGAUAUGGUGGUUUAAAAGAGAUGACAUGCACUAGAGGUCAAGUUCAUACUUAUUUGGGUAUGACAUUGGAUUUUUCGAAGAAAGGAAAAAUGAAAAUUUGCAUGGAUGAUUAUAUGGAUUGCAUGCUGAGUGAGUUUCCAGUCAAAUUUAAGGACAAUGAGAUUCAGGAGACACCAGCUGGAAAUAAUCUACUGGAGAAAGGUAAAGGAGCACCGCUUGAGAAGGAACGACGUGAAGUGUUCAAUUGGUUUGUUGCCAAAUCGUUAUUUUUGUCAACUAUCAGUCCGACAGUAUCGAUUUUAGCAUCAAGUGUGCAAUCUCCAAAUCUGAGUGAUUGGCAAAAACUAGUUGGAUUGAUGAGAUACAUUCAUUCUACAAAAGGAUGGCAUCUGACACUGAGCGCUGAUGAUUUGCAUGUGAUUAAAUGGUAUGUUGAUGCACCAUUUGCUGUUCAUCCAGACUUCAAAAGUCAUACUGGAGCUGUGAUGACAAUGGGCACUGGAGCAGUGCAAGCAAUUACACAAAAGCAGAAAUUGAAUUGUGACAGCAUUACACAUGCUGAACUAAUUGGAGUCCAUGAUGCGAUGUCCAAUAUUUUGUGGACACGCUUAUUUAUGGAAGAACAAGGUUACCCAAUCGAACACGUCCUCUUCCACCACCGGAUGAAGAACGUCCCAUCGUCAACAAAUCACUCACUCCUUUGUAGAUAA
Cylindrotheca closterium is the source of this 816-nucleotide messenger RNA. NCBI's taxonomy places the organism in Eukaryota, Bacillariophyta, Bacillariophyceae, Bacillariales, Bacillariaceae. The record is from the annotation of a GenBank genome assembly.